This is a messenger RNA of Drosophila guanche, 8288 nucleotides long. Its product is annotated as ankyrin-3. Gene Ontology annotation, molecular function: protein binding. The record is from RefSeq and is a predicted model, not a curated record. Lineage: Eukaryota; Metazoa; Arthropoda; Insecta; Diptera; Drosophilidae. Gene Ontology annotation, biological process: signal transduction. Bases 79 to 8166 code for a protein of 2695 amino acids. The transcript has 17 exons.
UACGUACUAAGUGCAAACCCACUAGGGUUUCCGACUCUAACUUCAGUUGAGCCGUUGAAGGUCUCCCCCAGUGUAGACAUGGCCCAAUUCGUGACACACAUUCAGCCGACGCUGAUGGAGGCGUCGCAAGGUCAUGUACCGCACCACCACGGACAUCAGGUGGGUGUGCAGCACUCGUCGCAUCUGCCACACAGCGGUCACAACAUGCCAUCGCCGCCCACCCACAACCAUCAUCAUCACCAGCAUGGACACCACGGAGGACACAGUAGCUCUGCUUCACCCUCCUCCCAUCCGCAUCAUCUGCACAAACAGCAGUCAUCAGCGCAUCAUACGAGUGGACAUAGCUCACACCCCCCUGCUGCUGCUGCUGCUCAUGCUCCUGCUGCAACUGGUCAUGCUCCACUUGCUCCGCACAUUGGUCAUACUGGACAGCAGCACUCGAGUCAUCACACGGCCCACUCUGGCCACGCCAAAACGCAUCACAGUCCACCCUCCCAGUUGGCAUCACCGCCAGCGGAGCAGCACCCUGGCCACUACGAGUUCUAUCACCAUCAGCAUGAGGUGGUCUUCCAUCACACCGAAGGCGGGGUGCCAGCAGCACCACCCACCAGCAAGCAUCAUGACAAGCACGAGCAUUGCCCCACAGGACACCACAGUGCGGGCGAUGGCAACACUUCCUUCCUGCGUGCUGCUCGGGCCGGUAAUCUGGAGCGUGUCCUCGAGCAUUUGAAGAACAACAUUGACAUCAACACCAGCAAUGCGAACGGCUUGAAUGCCUUGCAUUUGGCCUCCAAGGAUGGCCACAUACACGUCGUCUCGGAGCUGCUGCGACGCGGCGCGAUUGUGGACAGUGCCACCAAGAAGGGCAACACGGCGCUGCACAUCGCCUCGCUGGCCGGACAGGAGGAGGUGGUGAAGCUGCUGCUGGAGCACAGUGCCUCCGUCAAUGUGCAGUCGCAGAAUGGAUUCACGCCCCUGUACAUGGCGGCACAGGAGAACCACGAUGCUGUGGUGCGACUGCUGCUGUCCAACGGCGCCAACCAGAGCCUGGCUACCGAAGAUGGCUUCACGCCGCUGGCCGUGGCCAUGCAGCAGGGCCACGAUAAGGUUGUGGCCGUACUCCUCGAGAGCGAUACGCGGGGAAAGGUGCGUCUGCCGGCUCUGCACAUUGCAGCCAAGAAGGACGACGUCAAGGCUGCUUCUCUUCUCCUAGAUAACGACCACAAUCCGGAUGUGACUUCCAAGUCGGGUUUCACCCCGCUGCACAUUGCCUCGCACUAUGGCAACCAGAACAUAGCCAACCUGCUGAUCCAGAAGGGCGCCGAUGUCAACUACUCGGCCAAGCACAACAUCAGUCCGUUGCACGUGGCUGCCAAGUGGGGCAAAACCAACAUGGUCUCGCUGCUGCUGGAGAAGGGCGGCAACAUCGAGGCCAAGACCCGCGAUGGACUCACGCCGCUCCACUGUGCCGCCCGCUCGGGCCACGAGCAGGUGGUGGACAUGCUGCUGGAGCGCGGUGCCCCCAUUAGCGCCAAGACCAAGAACGGUCUGGCUCCCCUCCACAUGGCGGCCCAGGGCGAGCAUGUGGAUGCCGCUCGCAUCCUGCUCUACCAUCGCGCGCCCGUCGAUGAGGUCACCGUCGACUAUCUGACCGCUCUGCAUGUGGCGGCUCACUGCGGCCAUGUGCGCGUGGCCAAGCUGCUGCUGGAUCGCAACGCCGACGCCAAUGCUCGUGCCCUAAACGGGUUCACGCCACUGCACAUUGCCUGCAAGAAGAACCGCUUGAAGGUCGUCGAGCUGCUGCUCCGUCACGGCGCCAGCAUUAGCGCCACCACGGAGAGCGGCCUCACACCGUUGCACGUGGCCGCCUUCAUGGGUUGCAUGAACAUUGUCAUCUAUUUGCUGCAACACGACGCCAGUCCGGAUGUGCCCACUGUGCGUGGCGAGACGCCAUUGCAUCUGGCAGCGCGUGCCAACCAGACCGACAUCAUUCGCAUUCUGCUGCGCAACGGCGCCCAAGUGGAUGCACGUGCCCGGGAGCAGCAGACGCCGCUGCACAUUGCCAGCCGACUGGGCAACGUUGACAUCGUAAUGCUGCUGCUGCAGCACGGCGCUCAGGUGGAUGCCACCACCAAGGACAUGUACACGGCGCUCCACAUUGCCGCCAAGGAGGGACAGGAUGAGGUGGCUGCCGUGCUGAUCGAGAACGGGGCUGCGUUGAACGCCACCACAAAGAAGGGCUUCACCCCGCUGCACCUGACGGCCAAAUAUGGACACAUCAAAAUGGCGCAGCUGCUGCUGCAGAAGGAGGCUGAUGUGGACGCCCAGGGCAAAAAUGGCGUGACUCCGCUCCAUGUGGCCUGCCACUACAACAACCAGCAGGUGGCCCUGCUGCUGCUCGAGAAGGGAGCCAGCCCCCAUGCCACCGCCAAGAACGGACACACGCCGCUUCACAUUGCGGCGCGCAAAAACCAGAUGGACAUUGCCACCACUCUGCUGGAGUACGGCGCCCAGGCCAAUGCCGAGAGCAAGGCCGGUUUCACUCCGCUGCACCUGAGCAGCCAGGAGGGCCAUGCUGAGAUUUCCAACCUCUUGAUCGAGCACAAGGCAGCCCUGAAUCACCCGGCCAAGAACGGCCUCACUCCCAUGCAUCUGUGCGCCCAGGAAGACAACGUGAAUGUGGCCGAGAUUCUGCAGCGCAACGGCGCAAGCAUCGACAUGCCUACCAAAGCUGGGUUCACGCCCUUGCACGUCGCCUCGCACUUCGGCCAGGCCAACAUGGUGCGCUUCCUUCUACAAAAUGGAGCCAACGUGGACGCGGCCACCUUGAUUGGUUACACCCCUCUGCAUCAGACCGCACAGCAGGGGCAUUGCCACAUUGUCAACCUACUGCUGGAGCACAAGGCGAAUGCCAAUGCCCAGACCGUCAACGGGCAGACAGCCCUGAACAUUGCCCGCAAGCUGGGCUACAUCAGUGUGCUGGACUCGCUCAAGUCCAUCACCACAGAGGAUGAGUCGAGCGCCGCACCAGCACAGACCGAGGAGAAGUACCGUGUCGUUGCCCCGGAGGCCAUGCACGAGUCGUUUAUGUCCGACUCUGAGGAAGAAGGCGGUCACACGAACUGGGAAUUGGACGCGUGCUACGAGUACGGCAUUGGCGUUGACCACAGCCACAGUCAACGCCACAGUGAACGGCCAGACGCUCACGUCUACAUGCCGUAUUACCAAAGCGACACACUCUAUGUCACCAGCGAAGACAAUAUGCUAUCAGAUCAACCAUACCGUUAUCUGACCGUUGAUGAAAUGAAAUCCCUAGGCGAUGACUCGCUGCCCAUUGAUGUGACCCGCGACGAGCGCAUGGACUCCAACCGCAUGACCCAGAGCGCUGAGUAUGCCGGCGGAGUGCCUCCCACCAUUGGCGAGGAGGUGAUCAGUCCACACAAGGCGCAGGUAUACGGAAACUCGCCCAAGGCCACCGUUGAUGGCGUCUACAUAGCCAACGGCCAUGGACUCGAUGAGCCGCCGCAUGUGGGCCGGAAAUUGAGCUGGAAGAGCUUCUUGGUCUCCUUCCUGGUCGAUGCACGAGGCGGAGCCAUGCGCGGUUGUCGCCAUAGCGGCGUGCGCAUGAUAAUUCCAUCGCGCUCCACCUGCCAGCCGACGCGGGUCACCUGUCGGUAUGUGAAGCCACAGCGGACCAUGCAUCCGCCGCAGUUGAUGGAGGGCGAGGCUCUGGCCAGUCGCGUGCUGGAGCUAGGUCCAUGCUCCACCAAAUUCAUUGGCCCCGUGGUCAUGGAGGUGCCGCAUUUCGCCUCGCUACGUGGCAAGGAGCGCGAAAUCAUUAUUCUACGCUCCGACAAUGGCGAGACCUGGCGCGAGCACUCCAUCGACAACUCGGAGGAGAUCAUCCACGACGUCUUGCAGCAGUGCUUCGAGCCAGAGGAAAUCGCCCAACUGGAGGAGCAGGCCGGCAAUCAUGUGUGCCGUUUUGUCACCUACGACUUUCCCCAGUACUUUGCCGUCGUCUCGCGCAUUCGCCAGGAAGUGCAUGCCAUUGGGCCCGAGGGCGGCAUGGUAUCCAGCACCGUGGUGCCGCAGGUGCAGGCCGUCUUCCCCCAGGGAGCCCUCACCAAGAAGAUCAAAGUUGGCUUACAGGCCCAGCCGGUCGAUCCCGAUCUAACCGCCAAGCUGCUGGGUCGCGGUGUGGCCGUAUCGCCGAUAGUGACGGUCGAGCCGCGCCGCCGUAAGUUCCACAAGGCCAUCACACUCAGCAUGCCGGCACCGAAGGCCCACAGCCAGGGGAUGAUCAAUCAGUAUUCGGGCAACACGCCAACCCUGCGGCUCCUAUGCUCCAUUACAGGUGUGUUUCGGAAAAGGUCUCUAAAAGGCGGACCGUCUCGUGCCCAAUGGGAGGAUGUCACUGGCUCCACGCCGCUGACCUUUGUCAACGACUGUGUCUCCUUCACGACCACUGUAUCGGCUCGCUUCUGGCUAAUGGACUGCCGCAACAUCUCGGAUGCCACCAAGAUGGCCACAGAACUUUACAAGGAAGUUAUUCAUGUACCCUUCAUAGCCAAGUUUGUGGUGUUCGCCAAGAAGAUUGAACCCUUCGAGGCUCGUCUGCGUGUUUUCUGCAUGACCGAUGACCGCGAGGACAAGACACUGGAGAAGCACGAGCUCUACACGGAGGUGGCCAAGAGUCGCGAUGUGGAGGUGCUCGAAGGCAAGCCACAGUACAUUGAGAUGGCAGGCAACCUAGUGCCAGUCACCAAGUCUGGCGACCAGCUGCAGCUCCAGUUCAAGGCCUUCCGCGAGAACCGUCUGCCCUUCACAGUGCGUGUAAAGGAUCAACAUGCGGAUAUCGUGGGCCGCACCCUGUUCAUGAAGGAGCCCAAAGUGGCCAAGGGCGAGCCACCACAGCAGCCCAUCUGCAUACUGAACAUCGUGCUGCCAGAGGCUGUGAUACCGGACUCGACCACAGCGUUCUCCGACCGCGUGACUUCCGCCUACAGAUCCUCCAUGUUCAGUCUGAGCAAGCACCAGAACGACCACUACAUCGGCGACAUUCGCAUUGUGGAUUUGUCCAAUCUGCUGGGCAAGGACUGGAUACAACUGGCGCCCGAGAUCGGCAUCAACGCGGAGGAGAUCGACGAGAUUAUCAACCAGAACACCGACAGCAUAGCCAGGCAGGCACAGAGCAUGAUCCGCCUGUACAAGGACAAGCCAAACUACGACAUACAAUCCCUGGAGACGGCACUCAAGAACAUCGGCCGAGAAGACAUCAUGAAAAAGUGCAAGAGUGGAAGACUCUCACACUCACGCGAGUUCGACGAAACGGACAUCAUGAAGAACUCGGAAUCUGUGGAAGAGCUGGUUCGCAGAGAAAGCAAGCGAAUCCAGCAGAUCAACGAACGUGAAGAAGUCAAGUACUCUGCCGAAGAAAAGGAAGUCGAGGAGUCCGAGUCCGACGAGGAACAAGCCAAACGGACGGUGGCCGAGAGGCGCGAGAAGAUUGUCAAGCGCCUGUCCAUGGAGCGUUCCAUACCGGCCUCAACGCAAAAGAAGGAGAUCACCCGCGAAAUAACCGAAAUCAAACGAAAGAGUCUCAUUGAGGAUAAGAAGGCGCAUCACGAGUCCGAGAUCUUGAUGCAGCUCCCCGCCGACAAUGUGAUUAUAAAGACAGCGGGUGUGCCCGAACAAGUCAUCAAGAUGAAGAUGGGCAAGAUGGACUCCACGGAGGUGAGCAAGAGCGACUUCGACAAGGAGCUGACGCACAAGUUCAAGUCAUCCGGCCGCAGCUCUGAGGAGGAGGAACAGCCAUCACCCGACGCCGUAGACAAGAUUGUCCAGGACAUCAGUUCUGCUGAAAAAACGGAGAAAGAUGCAGUGACCUUUACUCGGGCCACGACCAUCACCCGACAGGAGGCACGGGAUAUCACCGAAGAUUUCCUGGAGAUGGAGAAACGCAGCCAACUACCAACGACAACGGCCACAGUGCACGAAAAGUUUGUUGAGGAGGUGAAGGAGAAGAAGACUAGCCCCAUAGCUUCAGUCACGCCGGAAACUGUGAAGGAGGUCGAGCACUUCAUCAGCGAAGUGACUGACAUCGCCAGCAAGAAGGUGGAGAACAUAAUUAGCUCCUUCGAGAGCGCCAAAACAGAAGACAUUGCCGUAACCCUACCCAGCCAGCCGGCGCCCGAAACAACGAAGGUCAGUGAGACCAUUAAACAUCUGGAAGACGCCAAGACAGUGUCCCAAGAGCAAGUCAAGACCGUGCAGAUCGUCGAGAGCACAACCAUCGAAGACACAAUCGCAGAAUUUGAAGCGAAAAAGGUCAAAUAUGACUUCCACGGUGGCGAGCCAAAGACCCAAAUACCCAAGCUGGUGCGAAAGCCAAGCGAGGAGUCCAUGAAGCCGACUGCAGCCCCACGUGCUGUGGCGGAAGUCGAAGGCGACCUGACAGCCGAGAUCAAACCCGAGAAGCCCCUUUCCAAAAUACCAGUUAAAUCCUCCGCGGGCGAUGCCCAAAAGAUUAUAGAUGUGGUGGACACACGGAAGGUGACCCACGACUUCCUGCAGGGUGAGAAGUUGGCCGCCGAACCCAAGGCUGCGCCAGCAGCUAGCAAAAUACCCAAGGUGGAGCCACGAAAAUCAGUGGAGAAGCUGACCAUCGACAAAGAGUCGAAAGUCUUGGACGAUGUGGUGGCUUCUACGGCCAGCAUUAUGACAGCAGCAGGCCUGGGAGCAGAGGUGGCCAAGGACAAGCCAGCUGGACAGCCAGAGGUUGCCGCCAAGGCAGAAACUCUCACCGAGAAGGUUUCCGAAUUGAUUGACACAUUCCACAAGGUAGAGGAGAAGGUUGUGAAGUCUGAGAAACAUUCGGAGAUAGCCCACAAAAUGGAAAAGACGGUCACAAUCGAAGACAAAAAGCUCGCACAUGCGCAGCCCAAAGAGGACAAAGUGGCGGAAAAGAUAGCUGAAGUAGUCGAAACAUUCCAUAUGAUCGAAGAGCAAAUAGUUACCGCCGACACCCGCAAGCUCACCCACGAUUUCCUCACCAUGGAGCAGCAAAGCCAACUGCCAAGCAUUCCCCAAGCAACCGAUCAACAUCUUGAAUCCAGUCUAACAUCAACAACAACAUCUGAGCCAGAGUCAGUGAUCUCAGUGAAACCAUUGCCGCCUGCGAGCAAGAUACCUGUGGUGGAGCCCAGGAAGACCCUGACCGAGGAAGCUGUGAAGCCAACGGAGCCAACCGCUAAGACACAGGUCGAGGAAGCACUGAAGCCCACUGAGGAGCAACCCAAGAAGGUUCUGCCUGAGCGUCAGCUAACCGCCGAUUUCCUGAGCAUGGAGCAGCAGACACAGCUACAGUCGCUGCCCGCAAAAGCUCUGGUUGAGGAAGUUAUCAAGUCCGCUGAGCAGUUGGUUGAGCAGAAAAUGCAGACCGAGUCCCAGCCAGAGAAAACUCUGAUCAAGGAGGAAGUGAAACCAAUUGAGCAGCUGACCAAGCAGGAGCCACUGCACGAGCGUCAGCUAACCGCUGACUUCCUGAGCAUGGAACAGCAAACACAGCUGCAUCCCGUUAUCCAGCCAUCAGUACUGCCGCAAAUCAUCGAUUCGAUUCUGCCAGAAAAGACGGUGUCCAAAGGCGAUGGCAUUGAGUCGGCGGCACCGAUUGGAGAUGCUUCGCUCUUCCAAACACCCAAACCGGAGUUCGCUCUCGUUACCCAGAAGCCGGAAAAUCUGCCGAGUGUGGUCCGGGAACUUUCUGAGUACGAUAGCGAUACCUUUGACAAACGAGCCACUGUUCCAUUGAGUGAGUUAAUCAAAGAGGAGGGCCUCAGUGCUCCCCUGUUCAUGGAGCCACGUAAAUCCCUGACCGAUGCCGAGUUCUGCAAGUCUGUGGGCGAGACGAUCAGCAAGAAGAUGAGCGCGGGAGUCAUUGAGAUAUCAGAUGAGCUCAAAAAAAUCGCGAGCGAUAUUCCAGACUCCCAGACUCCACCGCCCACACCCAGCGACACGAAAAUCGAUAAGCAGAACGAGGAGCCGGAGCUGAUCAGCUUGGAGCGUGAUUAUCUUGGCGACACUGUGACCACGCUGCACACGACCACAGAGUCGACGUUUGAGCGCGUUUCUGCCAUAACAAAAAUAGGUAAGUCCAUUGUAUGAAACGAGUGGAUGGCUGUUCCCUGCUCUCCGCUCAAUUCUCAAUGCAAUUUGUAAUUGUUAUGUAAACUUACUUUCUAUAUAUAUAUUUUCCUAUGUUUGCCUCUUUCGGUAAAAGACCAUAA